Molecule: messenger RNA, 1278 nt
Organism: Thrips palmi
Lineage: Eukaryota; Metazoa; Arthropoda; Insecta; Thysanoptera; Thripidae
Product: calcyclin-binding protein
Exons: 5
Coding region: 166-873 (235 amino acids)
Biological process (GO): heart development
Cellular component (GO): nucleus
Molecular function (GO): ubiquitin protein ligase binding; tubulin binding; S100 protein binding
Source: RefSeq, a predicted model, not a curated record
AGAGCGGUACUCGUUUCAUUUCGGUGCUAGGCGUGUUUAGGCAAUUUUAACGUUUAAGAACGCAUUUUUAACUUACACUUCCAGCUUCUUUGCUGGCGUUUUGUGGGCCGCUUUCCGCUACGGCCCUACUUACUUUCGUGUGUCAUUGUCACAUUUUGGAUAAACAUGAGUGUCACUAAAAUGGAAGAGCUGCGUCUUGAUGCAGAAGAACUGAAGCAAUUGCUUUCGAAGGCCACUAGGCAGCGAGUCAAAGACGCUUUGUCUCUGGACUUGCGUAAACUUGAGACUGAAAUUAUUCGUAUCCAAGAACAGAUCUCCAAGGAGAAUGAGGAAAGCAAAGCUGGCUCUUCUACCCAAACCUCCAUUGUUGCCAGUGGUGCAAGGUGUUAUGAUGUGAAAAUUACAAACUAUGCUUGGGAUCAGUCUGAAAAAUUUGUAAAAAUAUUUGUUACCCUUAAGAAUAUUCACACAAUCCCAGCAGAAAAUGUCACUUGUGAUUUCAAAAACAGAUCCAUGGAACUCCGUGUCAAUGCUUUGGAAAAUCGCAACCAUCACCUUCCAAUUGUGAACUUGUUGGAAGAAAUCAAUGUUGAAAAGAGCUACUUUAAAGUUAAAAAUGAUAAUGUGAUAGUGUACUUGGCCAAAUCUAAAGUUGGUGAAUCAUGGUCUCAUUUAACUGGUGGUGAGAAGAAAGUAACGGAGAAGAAGCCGCCUCCAAAGUACGAACCUUCAGAUGAUCCUUCCUCCAGCAUCAUGGGAUUGUUGAAGCAAAUGUAUGAUGAUGGUGAUGAUGAAAUGAAGAGAACAAUUGCCAAGGCCUGGGCUUCAAACCAGGAUCAGAAAUCCACCGUGAAUGAGAUGCCUCGUCUCUAAGUCAACAUAAAUGUAAGCUUUUGACCAUUUCUGUUCUUUGUUUUCCUCUGUGCAUGAAAAGUAUCAAAUCUUUUUUUUUUCUGUUCCUCAAACUGAUACAAUGUUUGAUAUUCUGUUAUUGAUUGUAAUGCAUAAAACAUUUUCUAUUUAGAAUGGUUUUAUUUUUACCAAUACUUGGCAGAAUAAAAACUGCAAAGAUAAUUUGGUUUCUUUAUGUCAAUUUUGGGACUUGAGCCAGAUUAUUUACAUAAUCUUAAAUAGAAGUUUGCUGUAUAGGAGGUAGUGAUCUGGCCAUGUGUAUUCUGUGGUUCUCAACUAAUACAGUAUUGUGUCCCAUAUUAGAUAUAUCGGAACUGAAAAGGAUGAAUAAAUGACUGGCACACGAAGUGCUGCAUAAUACAUUUA